GGGUAUAUGUCGUUUACUUCAAUUGUUUAUUUGUUGACAGUUGAAUUUGUUUUUGAACUUUUGCUGUUUGGUAUUCGUUUCAUUUUAAUACUUUAAAAUGCUUUUAUAAGUAUUUUAAAAUAAGUCUUACCAAAAAAAUUGAAUUUUAAUAAGGCAUUUCUUGGAACCCCACUACACAUAAGCUUCUUUAUUCAUCGGUCAAGCUUAUUGUCCUAAGUCCCUGCAAUCUUACUGCAGUAUAUUACAGAAAAUUAACGUCGUUUGCCUCCAAAAAAAGGUUUAUGUUGAAAGCGAAUGAAAAUACAAAAAUGUCGACUACAGGUCAAAAUAAUGGUAAAAAGAGUUCAAAUAGCUCUACUGUUAACACACCUUCCAGUACUCCCAUUACUACAAUAGCUAAUGGUACUAGCACUACAAAUACACAGAGCUCCCCACCGCCCAACAAUGCACCUAAAUAUGGCACAUUGGUGCCCAAUAGAAUCUUUGUAGGAGGAAUUUCAGCUAAUACAACUGAAGGUGAAUUGAUGCAACUCUUUAGCAACUAUGGCACUGUAAAGGCUGCUAAAAUUAUUCAAGAUAGAGCCGGUGUGUCUAGAGGUUACGGAUUUAUCACUUUUGAAAACGAAGAUGACGCUAAGAGACCUCUUAGAGAAGCUGAAAACAUAGUAUUGCGCGAAAGAAAACUCAAUAUAGCCCCAGCUAUAAAGAAACAGCCUUUUAAUAGAACCUUCGAUGCUUCUAGUCCUCCAGCAGUGGCAGCAGGUAACCCGGCUCAGUUCUUUUUCCCACCUGGAGCGGCCAUGCCAUAUUUCCAAGGUGGCGUAGCCUAUUAUCACCAACCGGCCUCUGCCGCACCAGGAGAUCCUACAGUACAACCCCCUGUUUACCAAACUCCUCCGAUGUAUCCUACACAAACUGGUCCGCCUCAGGCACCUGCUUAUCCAUCUAUGAUGUUUCCUCAGACUAUUUACAUGCCUCAACAGUAUCCAAUACCUAUGCCGUUUGAGUACAAUUUCUACCAGGGUAACGGCGUCCCGCCAUCGACUCAAUACAUGGCCGGAGGCCAAACCGGUCCAGGAGGUACCCAAUGUAACCCCAUUAUUCGAUCAAGUAGUCCGCAAAGACCCAAUUGCUAUGCUCAACAGUUGCCCCCGUAUAAUCCAAACGAGCAAUUUUUCUACAAUCUACCAAUGUACGGAACAACCAUGGAAGGGCCCGCCGUUUAUUCCGAAGCAUUCGAUUUGGGCGCCGGUGGACCAUACACCGAGGAUAACUACGAUAUUACCGAACAAACCCUUACAUCACAAGACGUUGACACAUCGCUAAUUCCUUCAUCACAACCGCCGUUGGCACUGCCUUUGGGGGUAUCAUCGGGUACCAAUUUUUCGUCUAAUCAACCUCAAGUGACAAAUAACGAUACGUCAAACGUUAGUUUCGGCGGUAGCAGACUGUCAUCUUUACAACAACAACAACCAACGGAUAUACACCAGGCGCAUAUUUUACCGAAUGAUAGAAAAUCGCAGACGCCGGUCGUAUCCGUUUUAUCGAUCGAACAACAACAGGAAAAAGACUAUUCGUCGAUGCAGAGCGGGCGCAGACGCAAACCGAUUAUGCAAAAUAAUCAAAACAUCCCCGUUUAUCCUUCUAACGGUUUCGUUAAUCCAUUCGUAGGAUUCAACCCUCAACAUCCUCCUCCGCCCAUAUUCGGUCCUCAUCCUCCUCAUUCGGUAUUCGGUUUCCCGGAUUAUCGCAGAUUUAACGGAUACAUCGAAGGACGUCCGAACAAUUUUAAUAUAAACAGAACGCGUAAACGAAAUUUCGAUCAUAGACAAUCGAACGAUCAUUCGAGUCGUUCGAGUUUACGCACCGAUUCGAAUUCAUCUUCGGCUAGUCUAGUCGACGAAAAUAAAAACGAGGAUAAUAAAAUAGUAAAUACACCCCCGCCGGCUCCCUAUUCGCCACAAUUGAAAUCGAUCGGUUACGCGAAAUCAUUUCACAACAACAAUUACAAAAAACAAAAUAAUAACAAUAAUGACGAUAAUAUGAAAUAUUACUAUUACAACAAUAAGACUGUAUCGAAUACUACUAACGAUUUGACGAAAAACAAAAACAAAACCCCACCCGUUAACAACAACAAUAAUUUGAUAAUUGAUGAUAAAACCCGUCAUCCUGAAUCCUCCUUAACACAAUCCUCCGAUUCCCAGGUACAUUUAUCGACUACGACAAAUCAGAGUUACGUACCGGCGGUGGUGACUGCGCAACCGCAGGCGAGACGCAGUAAACGUUCGUUGCGCCGCAGUGGCGCCGGAAGCGGUAUGGUUAACGAAAUCGGCGCCGGAGACGCUCCGCUACCCGACGAAGUCGCCGGCGAGGUGCGCAAGAAGAUGGAUUCGCUCAAGUUGUAACAUCCUCCUUUUUUUUCUGUUUUGUCUCCUUUUUGUAUAUUUUUCAUUUUCUAUUUAUUUAAGACUGUACAAUAAAUGUAAUAUACCGUAAAUUUAAUGUACGUAAGAAAGAGAAAGAGAGAAAGGGGUUAUAAUAAAAUAUAUUUAUUUAUUGAAGAAUGAGGAUAUAUAUAUAUAUGUGUGUGUGUAACGAAAAGUGAUUAUUUUGUUGUUGUUUUGGGAGCGGGCUCGUCCAACUUCGACAGUCUUCUCAAUAAAUAAGAAAAAUAAAAACAAUUAGAAAUCGUCAAUUAUCACCUUAAAAUCCUCUUCUUUAAUUCCCUUUUUCAUCGCAAUAAGGAGUCAAUUUGAUUAUUACCAGUAAGACAUUAUUUUUGUAUUGAUUAGAACCGAAAUCGAACUUGGAAGAUUGCGCCCUCCCUUUUUGAGUUUUCGAACCAUAUAUUUAUAAAAAUAUAAUGAUAUAUAUAUUGAAAAAGAUUUUUAAAUGACAAUAUUACGUUGAGAAUUAAAGCAGUGAGAUGCCAUCUGUAGAGGACGCGUUUCGUAGUUUAGUUUUUUUUUAUUAGAUGAAACAUUGUGCUCUAAGGUGAGUUAUUUAGAUUCGGAUAAACGGAUUCAAAGAAAAAAUAAAAAACGUUAUUUAAUAUUUAAGACUAUAUAUAACGUAAAUUUGUAAGCGAUAGUUUUUUUGUUUGUUAUUAUCGUUUGUUUCUAUGUGUAAAAGAUACUCUUAUUCUAUGAUAAUUGAAAAAUAUAUCGUCGUUGACGAGGAUGAUUGAUUUUCCUACGUUUCUACAAAAAAAUUAAUCAAAAGGUAAAUUUGUUUUGAUUUAUAAUAAAUUUGAUGUUUUUUAUAUUAAAAUUAUUUUUGAAAAUUCAUAUUCUCAUUAAAACAUUGAAAACUUUUCUCUGUCUGUAUGAAACUAAUAAAUUAUUUUCUUUUUGUUUUGUAACUAUUCGAAACUUGGGAAAAUUGAUUAAUUCGUAUACUAAAUCAAAAUAACGCGGAUAAGUUUUUUUUGUUGUCGAACGAAAAAGUUUUAGAUCUGUGAUAUUAAUAAUAAAGACGAAACGCAAAAAAUCACUUUGCAUUACCUACCAACACAAACAAAAAAAAAACUUACCCGUUACAAUAUCCAGUCAAAUUUAUUUUUCAUUAUCUAAAUGAAAAUAUUUCGUACGAUCCAAUAUAUCGACUCGCCCUGUAUUUUUUUGCCAAAACUAGUACUUAAGUUACGAUCUCUCAACCACGAAUGAAUUUAUCCUCGUUAAAAGACUAUUUUAUAUUUGAAACGUACAGGGUUAGUCACUUACUGAAUUACGGUACGCAAAUGUUUGUUACAUAUUUUUUAAAAUGUGACCUGCCUUGUAUUACAAGAUAUUUUCUUUUGUAUGGAAAGUUGUGCUCAAAAAUAAUCUGCCAGUUACGGUUUGGAAACGAUUUAGUAAAUCCUACCAGGGCGUUUGAAAAAUAAGAGAUUGAAUUUGACAGAUUAUGAAAUGAUCUAUAUCCUGAUUGAAUUCCAUUAGUUUCUGUCCAUUAAAUGUCCAAUAGAACAAAAUUUGAAUAUUUUCCAUUUCUAGUGUACCAAAAACGUAUAAAAAACUUUAUAAGUAGUAGUAGUAGUUUUGUACAUUUGGAACAAAAUUGAUUCGUUAAAAAUUUUCGUUCAUUUUGUAGUAAAUUGUCCUGUGUACCUCAAUGGACGAUGGAUGUGUUGUAUCCAGAUCAUUGUAUUUGAUGAAAAAAAUUUUGAAAAAUUAUCAAAAAAACAUAUUUGUAUCCAGGAAAAGAUAUAAUAUAUUUUUCCAUUUAUUUCAUUUUCUUUUCACAUUUUAAUCUUAUUUUCUUAAUAUUCAAGCCCAAAUAUAAAUGUUUAGUACAAAACUAUACUGAAUACAAAAUAACUUUAUAGUUUUCAUAUAUUUCCUCAUUUUGUCUUUCUAAACUAUGUAUUAAUAAUUAAGCAUUAAAGAGCAAAAAUGAUCAUCAUUUCUGCUCUUCAAGUCGAUCUUCUUUUGUUCAAUGACCCUUUAACGCUUAGUUAUGUUUAUUUGAAAUUUUUUUACCUUUAUCAAGCUCUUUACAUAUAGGUGUUUUGUAACUAAUAUUCAUAGUUUCCUUAUUUGUCCUAUGAGUGUUCAAAUACCUUUUUCAAUAUUUAUCCAGAAAGAAUCUUUUGUCUUUUUGAGAUUCCUCUUUGUAUAUUUUUUUCUAUUGAAUUUUGUAUAUGUUUCUAAUGAUCUGGACACAACUCCUUAGUUUUCCCUCCUUUUCAAAAUGAUCUUAUUUUGUCCAAUGUCUUCUUAAUUUUUCUCAUCUAGCUCCUUUUGCCCAAUGACUUCAAAUUAUUGUUUCUUUUCUUUUCCUUAGAUCCUUUUUCUCAUUUUUUUUUCUAUAUUUCCAAUGAUUUGAAGCCAACUUAUAGUUAUUUCUAUAUGUUCAAUUAUCUGGACACAAUUUUAGGGUUUUAGCAAUUAUUUGUGACUAUAUUUUUUGUACAAUGUCCAUUUUACUUCUCAGCAUGUUUUUUUGAGAUCCUUCUUGCCUUUUUAAGGUUUGUACUCUGAAGUUUUUGUAUCUAUUUUUGAAUCAAUAAAAGUAAUAUUCUUAUUAUCUGUCUUCUUUUGUUCAAUGACUAUUCAAAUUAUCCUUCCUAAUUUGAUUGCAAAUAUUAUGGGCUACAUGUCUUUUUAUAAGUUCUUUGUAGCUUAUUUUUACUUUUUCUCAAUUUAUUUCAAUAUUUUCAAUGAUUUGGACACAACUUUAUAGUUAUACCAACUGUUCAAGGCGAUCUUAUUUGUCCAAUGUCCAUUUUACUCAUAAUCAUGUUUGUUUGAAUUUUUCUUAGCUUUGGCUAGUUCUAUGCUCUAGAUUUUUAUAACUUUUUUUUACCCCUUUUCGAAAGAAUAGUCAUAAUUCUCUUAUCUGUCUUACUUUGUCCAAUGACUAACCCAAUUAUUUCUCCUUAAUUCAUUCGAAAACAUUUUCAUGUCUUUCCAAGUUACUCGUAGUGUAUUUUUCCUUUUUCUCAAUAUGUAUCUACAUUUUUUGUGUUCUGGGCACAACUUAAUGGUUUUGGCAACUAUUUAAUGCAAUCCUUUUUGUCCGAUGACUAAUUUACUUGUUAGCAUGUUUGUUUAAGAUCUUUUUUGCUUUUACAAAGUUGUAUUCAAGGUUUUUGCAAUUUCCAUACUUAUUUUCGAUUCGGUAUCCAUAUUUUUCUUAUCUGUCUUCCUUUGCCCAAUGACUAUUCGACUUAUUUUUCUUUUGAUCGAUUUGAAAACAUCCUCAUAUCUUUUUCGCAAGUUUUUUGCACCUUAUUUUUUCCUUUUCUUAAUUUGUUUCCACAUUUUUACUGACCUCUACAUAACUUCAUAGUUUUUCCCAACUACUCAAGAUUAUAUUAUUUUUGUCCAAUGUCCAUUGUAUUUGCAUGUUCCUUUGAGGUUUUUUGCUUUUUCAAGCUCUGUAGUCAAGUUUUUUACCCUUAUUUUCGAUUCAUUUCUAUAUUUUUAAUGUUCUUAACACAUAUUUUCAAAGCUUCAUUUUUGUCCAAUGUACUCAACUUUUCAUCAUUAUUAUUUGAGGUUAUCUUGCUCAAGCUCUUCACUAAUAGUUUCCUGACUUAAAUUGUUCUUCAAUAUCUAAAUAUUUUUAUUUUUCCAAUGACUGUUCAAGCAUCUCUUCUUAUAUUUAUCCGGAAACAGUUUCCCCUAGCGAAUUUUGUUCAAUUUCAGCAUGUUCACUUCAAACAUUAUUUUAAAUAUUCAUUAUUUUUUUCGUGGUACAUUUAUUUCCAUAUUUUUUCGUGAUUCUUGACCAUAUUUUGUCCAAUACUUGUUCAAAUUCUUUCUAUAUUUGUUCUAAAACAUCCUUAGGUACUUUUCAUACUAAUUAUUUAUUUUAUUGUCAUUGUUAGUGACUAUUUUAUUAGGUCACUCGGUACACUAAUAUUUUUUCUCAAAAAUGACGUUUCUUAUUUUAAAUUCUUCUAGAUUAACGAUGGAAUAUUUCUGAUUUGUAAUAACGUAUAAAUCGUAAAUCGUUUCCGUUUAAAUAUUUGAACAAACCUUAAGCAACAUUGUAUUUUUCAAUUUUAGGCUGUGACAGUUUAAAACGUUUGUUAAAAAAAUAUUUAUUGAUGUUUUGUAGUUUUUAUAUGCCGUUUGAAUGUAAAAAGAAAAAUUACGUUUGGGAAUAAUUUUCGACGAAAGUUAUUACAAAAGUAUUAUUUUUCUUCUUGUCAUCGAAUCAAUCAAAAAUGUCGAAAAAUCGAAAUUGUUAAAUGUUCCAAAGAGCCUAACAGUUUUCAAACGUAGAAACACGUUUUUUUUUCGAUUUAAUAGAAGCUACCACUGAGGAAAAUAUUUUCCGAAAUGGUAACUUCGUUUAAUUGAUUUUUCAAAAUUGUAUAUUCCCAUAUAAAGAUAUUUAUAAAAAAUAGAUUAGUUUGUAUUAAAUAUAUAUAAAAAAUAUACAUAUUCUCUAUAUACAUUGAAAAAUAGUAUGUAAGGAAGGUAAAUUAUUGAACUAGUUUGUAAGGGAUAUUUGAGGUUAGGUAAGAUACUGAAUUUUUCAAAUAUUUGGCCAAAAUACAUUGACACGCAGAAAAAAACACGUUUCAAUCGAAUUCCAUCCUAAUGAAUAAAUCAUUUUAUAUGAAAAUCUUAACGAAUUAGAAAUUUUUAUUAAUGGAAAAUGGAAAACAAUAACGUUGAAAUUUUGUUUUAACAAUUUUUCGACUUGAUUCCAAUGAGAUAUUUUCUCUAUUAUUUUCUCUGUCUUAACUUCACUACUAAUGUUUUUAUAUGCUCUAGAGUCAUCAAAUCUUUCCUAUUUGUCAUUUUUUACCUUGAGUGUACCUGAUUUUACAAAAUUUUGUGAAAUUUUUUGGUUUGUCAUAGCUACGUCAUUUGAAAUUUUAUGGUUUUCAGCCAGAAUUCUUCAGUAUUAAUAUCUUUCUCAACUUAUUUUGUCCAAUGACUCAUGAAAUUAGUUUUUCAUUAUUAAUUUGAUGACAUUUUCCAGUCUCUUUUUAUAAAUUUAUUAUUUCAAUCAAUUCAUUACCAUUCUUCUUUGGUCUUGAUAAUUUCCAAAGCUAUUGAACUCUUUCUCAUAUAUUUGUCCAAUGACCUUUUCCUAUUAUUAAUGCAAAAAGCGUUUAGUCAUUUUUUGAUUCGUUGGUUUUCAAAAACAAAAAGAUUUUCGUCAUAUUUAGGUUCCUUUUAAUGAACUUUUUCUUUUCGAUAAACUCAUUUUCUUUUGUUGGUCUUCAAACUUAUUGAACUCCAUCUUUUGUCCAAUGUCCUUAUUUUUUUCUAAUUGUAUUUAUUUGAAGUUUUUUGGCUUCUUUAGGCUCUUUUCUCAAAAUUUUCAUUCCUUUUCAUUUUUUUUUUUUUUAUUUAAUAUCCAUAGUUUCAAUAUUUGCCUCAUUUUGCCCAAUGACUUUUGACAUAACCUAUUCAUAUAUUUAUUACAAACGGGUAUUUUGCCUUUUUCAAGUUACUUGCAGCUUUUUUUUAUUUUUCUCGAUUUUUAUCCUUAUUUUGUAAAAACUCCAUUUUUCCAUUAUCCUUUUAAAUUCUUAGCAUGUUUCCUUGAAUUAUUCAUUAUUCUUAUACCUAAUCAGUUUUUCUUCUAUUUGUAUCCAUAGUUUCCCCUUCAAGCUCCUUGUGGCGAAUUUUGUCUUCUUAACUUCAUAUGACAAUCGAAGAAAGUGAAUAAUGAGUUCGAUGUAAAUUAUGCCUCAGCCUGUUUGGGGUAUUAAAGAAAAAUAUAUGAGUCACUUUUCCAAAUUUCUAGUAACAACUCCAAUAAAGAAAAUUAUUUUUUUUCUGUGUUGUCCUUUGUAAAGUAGGUACUAUUAGUAUUUAAUAAAAAAUGUUCAUUCGUAUUGUUCCUAUUUUGAGUUAUUUGUUCCUAAAAAUAUUUAUAUUUUCUGCCUGUCAAUAAUUACAGAUUUUUUCGUUUGUUUCUUAACCAGUUCGUUUUGGAAGAGAUUUAAAAAAAUAAUAAUAAAAAUGUCGUAUUUUGUAUUUUCUUUUCUUCUUGUUAUUGUUGUUGCGUAAUGUACAACGUACCUGUGUAUUAUUACAAAUUGUAAAUAAUUUAUUUGGUGUACAGGGCUCGCUAAUACACAAUAUUGACUACACCCCCUGUAUACUACUUGUUAAAGUAAAUUUAAUGAUAUUUUUAUAGCAUUGGCGAGGAUAUAGUCCGGGAAAAUUUGUCUUCAAAGGUGAUUUAUGAGGUAAUUUAUUGAAUCUUCAAUAUAAAAUACUCCAAAGUAUUUGAAAUAGUUUUAUUAAGUAUUUUUUGGAAUAGUUCACUGAGUGGGAGUGAUAAAAAGUGUUUCGUUUUUUAAAUUUGGAAAAACGGUAAGUGUUUGAAAGAAAUAGUUCAGAUAAAAGUUGUAGAUCUUUUAAUUUUACACAAAAAUGAUCCGUGGAAGUUUUUCGCUAUUAUUAAUAUUUACAGAGUUAGGGGAGUUGGGAUAGGGAUCCAAAAAAUUUAAGAAAAGUGUUUUUUCAAAAUUUAGGAAAAAAGUUGAAAGUUUGAAAGAAAAAGUUCGGAUAAAAGUUGUAGAUCUUUUAAUUUUACUCAAAAAUGGUCCUUGAAAGUUUUUUGUUAUCAUUAAUAUUUACAGAGUUAAGGGGGUUGGAAUAAGAGUCCAAAAAGUGUUUUUUCAAAAUUUGGAAAAAUAAUGAAAGUUGUAGAUCCCUCAAUUUUACAAAAAAAGGUCCUUUGAAAAUUUCUACUUAUAAGAACGGAAUUGAAGCAGGAUUGGAGUGGGGAAAAUUUUAAAAAAAGUAUUUUACAAAAUUUUGAAAAAUGUUGAAAGAAGAGUUCUAGAUCUUUUAAUAUUACACAAGACUAUUUCUCUUAUAGUUUUUCGCUAAUAUUCAUAUUUACAGAGUUGGGUUGGUUAAGGUAGAAGUAAUAAAACUUUUUCCAAAAUUUUGGAAAACGAUAAAAGUUAGAAAGAAAUAGUUCAGAUAAAAGUUGUAGAUCUUUUAAUUUACUUCAAAAAUAGUAAAUUGAAGGUUUUUUCUAUCACUUAUUUACAGAGUUAAGUUGGCUCAAGCUUAGGGGAUGAUUUACAACUUUAAAAAAUUGUAACUCGUUGGAGAAUUAUAAAUUUUCAAAAAAUUCAUGAAUGUUUAAAAAAAUGAAAUUUAAUUUUAGAAAAUUAAAAAAGAUUAUUAAUAUUUUUCAUAAAAGUUGAAAUAAUUUGUUUUAUUAUUAAAAAAAAUUGUUAAAAAUAAAAUUUUGAAUUUUUUCUUUGAAAUUAAAUUGGUGGCAAGAGUUUAGAGGAUGGUAAAUUACAAAUAAAAAAAAUUAUAACUCGUUGAAAAAUUCUAAAUUUGAAAAAAAUCUCAAGCAACGAUUAACCCCCCAAACUCAAAAAUAUAAGUAAAAGCGAAAAACUUUGAAGAACUAUUUUUAUGUAAAAUUAAAAAAAUCUUCAAUUUUGAUUUGAGAAACCAAGAAAAUAAUCGAAAAUUAUAUAGUAGGGGCACUUCAAAAUAAUUUUUAUUAAAAAUGUAUGAAUUCACCCCUUAAUGCGCGAUUAAAGACAAAUUUUCUCGGAAUCAUAUAUAAAAGUGUAAGUAUGGCAACUAAUAUAGUUUCUAGCACGUUUUUUCAGGACAACCUGUAUAUGUACGAGAACAUUACAUAUACUCGAUGAUUUUUUUACUAAGUAUUUACUUUAAUAAUAAUAAUAAGCACUGGAGAAUCAAAGUUUAUUGAAAUUUAAUUUGCUUGCAUUCAUAUUUUAAUUCCUUUCUUUAACAUCAUUAUUCUCUCUAUCCAGCUCACCUCAACUAACUCGAACAAAAUGUCCAUACUCAUUUUCCAACCACCUGUCAAUGCCACAAGCUUUUUAGACAAAAUAAUCACACUGGCAACACUUCAAACGAUCUGGUUAUAUCUACCGAUCUUCGUAUAUCUAAUUUCUGACAGUUGUGGAAUCAAAUUUUAAAAAUUCGCUAGUAAAAGUGGAAAUUCUCCAAUUUUUCCAAAAUCAAUAAAAAGAUAUUUCUCGCUUAGAUGGACGUUCUAAAUUCAAAAUUUGACGCAAAUGUUGAACGGUUUGAGCCAAAAUGGUACUUAUCAGCUCAAAGCUAUACCGAUUAAAGAUAUGGUUAAUGGAAAGUUCACGCACUACUUUUGAUUUUCCUUUAUUGAUCGUCGCGUCCACUUACCAUACGUACCCCCAGAAACUUAACUUCACUGCAGGCUUCUUGAUGUCUCCUCAGGCUUCUUGCAGUCUCAUCUGUAUCAGUUUCCUUGUGAGAAACGUACCUCCAUAAACUUAACUUCACUGCAGGUUUCUUGAUGUCUCCUCAGGCUUUUUAAUGUCUCCUCAGGCUUCUUAAUGUCUCCUCAGGUUUCUUGAUGUCUCCUCAGGCUUCUUGCCGUCUCAUCUAUAUCAGUUUCCUUGUAAGAAACGUAUCCCCAGAAACUUAAUUUCACUACAGGCUUCUUGAUGUUUCCUCAGGCUGGGGGUAGGGGCAUUUUUUUCCUGAUCUAAGUAAUGAAAUUGGCGGUGCAGCCAAAAGUGGUUAUUCCCAAGACAUAGAGAGAAUUUUGUAUUUCAUUUCCACGAAUUUUUUUCUGAUUCAAAUUUUUUUUUUUAAAUUCUAGUUGUUCCUAACUGCAACCUAUAUAAAAUGUCAUCGAGCACAAAAAUUAGCGGCCAGCAAUAACAUCCUUGUCAAUUUACACUACGUACCGUGUACAUAGAUAUAAUUUAUGUAAAAAAAAACUUACAGGGUGUUCCAAUUUUUUACCUACAGUACAUAUUCAUCUAAAGUUCAAAAAACAAAUUGUUGAAUCUUUGAGAAUUUUAACGUCCAUAUUAAUAGCGCGUUUCGAAAAAACUAACGAGUUAAUUUGAAACGCUUUGUAAACGGUUCACCCUGUAAUAAGCUCUACAAGGUUGUGUCAUACAAAAGUAGGGACUAUAUUUAUAUAUAUUUUUUAGAUAUUUAGGUUAUGGGUCAAUUAAAGGGUUUUGAUAUGAACACUAAUAUGGUAAAGGAUGUCUCAAUAAAAGAGAACUUCUAGAAAUGUAAAGUGAAACCAACACAACAAAAAUAAAUAAUCGACUUUAUUUACAGAAAAUUAUACACAGUGAGAAUAAAAAUACUAGUUGUGACUAUUAAAUUGUGAGACUGUAAUUUUUUUUCUCCAAUCAUUGAACAAAAUUUCGCCCACCUUGAUGCAGUAUUCACCUAAGGAACUUGAUAGAAAAUGUAGGAUGUAAAAUUCGACAAGGAACACUGAGAGGAAAAGAUGUAUUACAUGUAUUGACAAUAAGGCUUCUUGAUUUCUCCUCAGGUUUCCUGCAAUCUCGUCUGUAUUAGUUUCCUUGUGAGACAAGUCCUAACCUAAUUUCGCCUCUGGCUUCAUGAUUUUUCUUCAGGUUUCUUGAUGUUUCUUCAGGCUUCUUAAUUACUCCUCAGGCUUCUUGCAGAAUCGUCCAUAUUAAUUUCCUUGGAGAAACGUACCCCUAGAAACUCAAUUUCACUGCAGGCUUCUUGAUGUCUUCUCCUCAGGCUACUUUCAGUUUCAUCUGUAUUAGUGGGAAACGUCCUCAUAGGCAUAGUCAUGGUAACUAUUUUUUUGUUGGGAAAUGUCACAUUUACAAACGAACAUUUGUGAUUCGUUUCUAACCCUCUUACAAAAUCAAAACAAAAAUGAUUUUUUUUUCUUCAAUAAAUUAGUUUCAGUAACGGAUUCUACGUGUUUUGACACAUUUAAUAUUUACACCUCGUAUAUAAAGUUGGGUUAUAUAAUUUUUUUGUGAGGUUUUUUUUUAUAGAUAAAAAACUACGAUAAACGUUUCUUACAAAAAAGAGGUUCUUUCAAAUCAAAGUAUAGGUAGUGAUGAGCCAAAACAUUGUGAUAGUUUUAAAAAAACAUUGUAUCCUACUUACUAAGAAGUCUACAAAUCAUGACGAAAAUUGAUAUUAUUUAAACUAAAUAAAAAAGUAUCAGUCGAAUAUAAUGAUUCAUUAUGUCAUUAUAACGUUAAUUAACACCAUUUCGAAUAUAUUCGAAUAAAUUAUUGACUUAUAGCGAAAAUUGCUGAGUUGUGUCCUGCAUUUUAUGUCUUAAAUCAUCUUUUGACGACGUUUUAACAAAUCGAAAUAUUCUCGUAUUUUAGUUAUCAAUCGAAUUAAAAUCGAUACGCGUGGAACAUUUUUCUGUAUUAAUGUAAUGACAAUUAACCUUAGAACAUAAAGUAUUCUAUGUUAUAAACAAUUAACUAACCAGGAGUGCUCAAUAUUUUAGUGGAAAAUUUCGGAUUUCAAAAUAUCUUCGUGUUGUUUGUUUCUGUAUUUUUAGACACUUUUGUGCUUCUCGAUUUUUUGUAUUUGAGGUAAGUUUGUAUCUUAUAAACAGAUUUAUGUAUUGAUGAUGAGAUUUAUGUAAUUCGUGGUACUAAAACUAGUUAUGUUUUUGAAUGUAAUAUUCCAAUUUGAUUAAAGAACCUAACUUUAACGGGAUGAUUUUUACAUAAAAAUAAAUUUUCUUGUGAGAAAUACUUUUGAGACAUUUACAUUGGACACCUACUAUAUAUCAAUUUUCACUUCGAAAUGGGUUUAACUCAUUUGAGUAAUGUGUAUUGAAAGAAAAGUAUUUGUAAUAGACAAUAAUAAUAUUCAUUCACCAAAAAAAUUGGAAAUAAACGUAUAAAUCCCAUUUUGAAAUAUAUUUUUAUCUAAAACAAAUUACCAACGAAAACAAUCACAAAAUGUUUCGAACAUAAACUAUAAAUUCAAAAUUUAACAAGUAUUGGUAAAUUCUCAUUUAUUUAAAAUGGAUUUUUCGUAUUUAAAAUACGUUAUUUCGUUAAAAAUCUAGAAAUCAGAUAUGAAAAAUAGCUUAAAAAACUCAACAAUUUAUGUAACUAGAAAUUUGAUAUCGAAAAUAAAUUUUAAAUUAAUAAAGCUACAAAUGAGCUACAAUUAUAAGUGGGGGCGAUCGGUGCGAGUCAUUGAAAUAAGAAACGCGCGUCUAAAAAGGUUAUUUACCUAUUUUGAAUACCAAGAAGUAGAGCACCUAUUUUGGGACAAAAUUUAAAGAAAUUUAGUUGUUUCAGCGCUUUCUAACAUUUUCUAAAUUGCAUGUAUAGAAUUUCCAUAGCCAUCAAUUGAUUGUUACCUUAGGAAGUUCUAUAACUGUAAAUUUUCAUCAAUUUAUAAUUUUAUUCCAUAAAUAAAUCACUAAUUAUAAUUUUCUAUUUUUAACUACAAAAAUGGGAAAUAAAUUCAAAAUUUAAUCGCAAAGAAAAAUGUUUCCAAUCUAAAUGAAUUACUCUGUGUAAAAAAAAUACUGAGAUAUCACAAGCGGUAGGAAACAACAACAGUAUAAAUAUCGUUUUAAUCAAUUAUUUUUCUAAAAAAAUCGAUAUUCGUGUUUGAGCUGGAAAAAUUUUGAGGGAAGCUUAGAGGUUGGAAAGUUAACGACAUCUAUCGGCAAUUUUAAAAUAAUAAUAGUUAGGAUUUGUGGACUUUGUCAGGGAGACAAUUAAGUGUGUUCAAUUUUAGAGGCUUAAGAAGAUAGUAAGUUUGGACCCACGUAAUACGCCAGAUCUUGAUUUAGUAUUAGAAACUAGUAUAAAUAUGUAAAUUAGCUAAUUUUAAAAUAAAAAAAAAAUUAAAACUGAAAAACCAAAUGGAAAGAAUAUUUUUCGACUCGUUCGGUAGUUUUUUUUCAUACUUGUUAUUUUUUUGAAAUUUUUUAUUAUAACGUUAGCGAUAUGUUUUUCUACGAAAUUGUUGGAUAUUAAAAAAAAUUUAUGAGACGUCGAAAACUAUUCUGUCUUGUGAAAAGUGAGAAAUAUUAUAUAAUAAAUGACUUAUUGGCGCUAAGGCUAUGUACAAAAUAUCCCAGUUAUAAUAAAUAUUCUUAGGAAAA
This is a messenger RNA of Diorhabda carinulata, 14343 nucleotides long. RefSeq lists its product as uncharacterized. Gene Ontology annotation, molecular function: RNA binding. The record is from RefSeq and is a predicted model, not a curated record. Bases 282 to 2405 code for a protein of 707 amino acids. Lineage: Eukaryota; Metazoa; Arthropoda; Insecta; Coleoptera; Chrysomelidae. The transcript is spliced from 10 exons.